This is a messenger RNA of Verticillium nonalfalfae, 2109 nucleotides long. RefSeq lists its product as uncharacterized. The record is from RefSeq and is a predicted model, not a curated record. Lineage: Eukaryota; Fungi; Ascomycota; Sordariomycetes; Glomerellales; Plectosphaerellaceae. The transcript has 3 exons. Bases 1 to 2109 code for a protein of 702 amino acids.
AUGAUAUCAAUCAUACUCAUCUCCAUCAACUUGAUGGGUUACUUUAUCGGCACACGCCUCCAGGGUUGGCGGGGCUCUGACAGCAUCAAGCUGGGGGUUCUCCAGCUCUGUGCGAAGGUGCAGGAGCUACUCAUCGUGGCUAGUCUAUCGACAGUUAUCUUCCAUGUGGUGAGGUCGGAAAUGACAUUUGGGCCAGGUAUUCCGUUGGGGUGGCUGGGCGCUGGGUUUCGCUUCACAACGCUGAGCUACCUCUGGUCAUCCGACCUCUGGGGCUCCAUCAGAUACAAGCAUGCAUCUGUACUUCGGAAAUUCGGAUUGGUCCUACUGUUGUUCGUGUCCGGAAUAAUCACCGUCCUUGCUGGUCCAAGCAGCGCUGUCCUGAUGGUUCCUCGAGUAAUGGAUUGGCCGGCAGGCGGGGGCAGAUUCUGGCUCAAUGGAUCACAGGAAGACAUGUGGCCACAUCAGCCGUUGCCCGUCCCCUUGAGCGAUUGCCCCAAAACCGAUCCUGUAGCUCAGAAAUGCCUCGCUCAUGGCUACCAUUCGAUCUACAACGUGUUUCGAAACCGCCAGAGAAGAUUUGUCAACGACCUGAUCUCGUUUGAACUGGAAGAUUCACGUAUCAGGAAGAACGUUCAUGCAAGGCUCCGCCUCAACGGCCAAUACGUUAUCGACACGUGGGCCAUCACAGCUCACACGCCCACUGCGACGACUCAAGCAGCAUGGCAUACUCUUUGGGGCAGUGCCUUGCAAUACUUGAGGGACACAAAACCAGCCGGCAUCGUUCAUCCAGAUCCUGACUUGCUGAGUUACGGCGACACCAGGAUCGCCGUUGUUGAGACAAAGAUCCCAGCGGUUCGGAUCGUUUGCAACGAGUGGUUGGGAAGCUUUUCCACACAACAAGAAAGCUUUGAGGUCCUCGGGUCGUUCCCCAUGUAUCCAGGCCACGGCCGCCCAAGAUAUCUGGACGAAGGGGGGACUGCAUGGACAAAUCUUUCCCAUAUUGACAUGACUGACCCGGUAAGGGCUCGGCUGAGCCAAGGAAAUGGCCCAGGGGUUUUCGCUGUCGCCGUGGACUUGCCCACUAAUGACAAAGGACUCGACUAUCUGGGUGUUUUCCUCUUCCGCCUUGCGGCUGACGAAGUCCAAUCAUGGGAGACCAUGAGCUGCACCAUCGACUCUUGGUGGGCAGCUGGCAAGAUGACUGUCGACCAGGACUAUCGAGCUAUCAAGUAUAAUUUUGCCGCCGACCAGGGCCACAUUCUUGUGGACAGUGAGGUAGGCACAGAGGACUUUAGGUGGCGCGACUUCACUGCACCAAUGGACGGCUCGUGGGAACGCGUGGGUUUAUCGAGCGCUUGGUUUGAUGAUCUUGGGGCCAAGGUGCCUGUUAGUCCAAAUCAGCCCAACGACACGUCAGUCACCACUGUCGAGAGUAUCCUGAAUCUCGCUAUUUCCGAUACUCUUCAAGGAUGGGACGCCCUCCAGGCUACGGAGCUCGCACUUGCUGUUCUUGUCGUCGAUGGAUUGUCCCGAUCAUCAAGCUUCAUGACGUCGAAUUACAGCGCCAUGCUGGAGCCGCUCGUGUCACACCCGUGGACAGCCGAGACUGCGAAAAAGCUGGUGAACUUGAACAAACCUAAAACAGCUUUCAGUCCCGAAAGCGCCAACGACAUGGUUAGCGUAAAGCUUCAGAUGAUCCUCCCAGGUUACGCAAUGUCAGCUCGAGGAUGGUUCGAUCGCCUCUGCAUGGCAAUCUUGAUGGCCCACGCCGUCAUUGCGCUGGGUCACACAUUGUGGGUGCUUUGGCAUGGGGAAACGAGCGACGCAUGGGAGAGCAUGACUGAAUUGAUCGCUUUGAGCUUGGAAUCAGACCGCCCAAGCAGCAUCAACGAGCCCGGACUUUCAAACACGUCGGCCGGCGUAAGGACAUGGGCGCCACUGAAGGAGGUUGGAUGGGUUGAGGCUAUUGAUCAGCCAGUAGUUGCGACGGCCGGCGGUUCUCCCGUGCCAGGAAAGCACCUCCAACUAAGAUUUGGAAAGAGCAGAACCAUGGAUCAUCACGCGAAGAAUCCGAUCUGCGUGCCGAAAGCAAAAGUCGAGUACUAUUGA